Orbicella faveolata is the source of this 3371-nucleotide messenger RNA. RefSeq names its product cartilage intermediate layer protein 1-like. Lineage: Eukaryota; Metazoa; Cnidaria; Anthozoa; Scleractinia; Merulinidae. The record is from RefSeq and is a predicted model, not a curated record.
UUAAGCGGGCACUAGUGAGGGUCCCAAAGCUGUCCGCUUAAUACAGGUUUCACUGUAGUUACCUUUUACAUGGGAUCCGUUAGCCGAGAGGCUGAUGUUAUGACCUUACAAGUCCGUGUCGCGAUCUGAUUAGCUUAGCCUCGUUGACUUUUCGCUCACAACAUGGCAACUCGAUCAGUCUCGUCGUCUAAUUGUUAAAAGUUCAAAUAUGAAUUAAGAGCAGCUACUCAAUCUUUUACACUUUUUCUAGGUUUAAGGACAAUAACAUCAUCGACAAGGACUUGUUCAACUAUAGCAAUACUCUUGAAAUUCCUGACGUGACUGGUCUGACUGGAAGUUUCCGUUGUCGCGUAACAAAUCAGUUUGGUUCAGAAUUUUCAGCUUCAGCUGAGUUGAUAGUAUUGGAAAAAUCUGCGGACUCUUGCUCUCCAACACCUAUUUCCAAGAACGAGACAUUGCCUACCGGUUGCACUAUUGAUGGCAAAAACACCACGAGCGUAGACGUUGGAGAGUGUAAACCUGCUGCAUGCGUGUCGGAAAAUACAACUUUCAAUUCUUCAUCAUGCACGGAACCUUCCCUAUGCUGUGGGCCUCGCUCGUAUGACAGUGUUCUAGUUCAGUGUAGGGCCCUUGUAUCGUUCAAUCUCUCCAUAAUUAAAACUUGUGGGUGUGGAAAAUGCAUAGAAAAACAAACGAUGAUACGAGGUAAAGUUAUAGGUCAAGAUGACAGCGCAGCCAUUUUAGUGGAACUAAUAUUUGCUGGAGAACUGGUUGAUAGAACCGAUGCAAAUGGCGACUUUUCUUUCGCUGUUCCAAAAAAAACGAAAAGGGUGAUUGUGACUUUUAGAGAUCGGAUUAUCAAAAAAUUUCAAGAAGAAGACAAAAUUUUUAACUUAAAUGAAGGACAGACAGUCACGUAUCGAGUGAAACUAAGAGAAAAACCAAAGCCUAUCACUUUUAAUGCCUCAGAACCAUUAGAAUUGCCGUUAGGUGGCGAGUCAGAUAGUUUUGCUGACCUUGAAAUACCGGAAAAUUCCCUCUUGACUCAAGAUGGUUCUGUUUUCAGUGGAAAUGCAAAAGUCACAGUCAGUGUCACCGAUCCUCGUAACCAAUCUGACAUUCUGACAGCUCCGGGAGAUUUUACUACCAUGAAUGAAGAUGGCGAGGUAGAGAUGUUAGAAACGUACGGCAUGAUAAAGCUGAAUUUAGAAGAUGACAAUGGAAAACCCCUGGCUAUGUCUAAACCCAUGAAAGUGUAUUUAGAUCCGGAAAAGCUAAAUAUAACUGUGUCCGAUGGAAAUGCCUCAGUAAAACUUUACUGGCUCGACAGGAAAACGGGUCGUUGGAGGGAGACUGGUGAUUUUUUUCCUCAAAAUGGGAGCAAAAGAAGAGGAAAGCGUUCAAAUCGUAUCUUUCUUGCUGGAACUGUGACACAAUCCAUAGCACAAGAAAAUCUUAAUUUUGAUUGGCCGUCGAUGAUCGUCGGUUUAAGAGUAGCAACUAACCCCGUAGAAGAUGGCGUUAUAAUAACGGCCAUUCGCAAAGAUCACAAAGGGUAUGUGAAGCGCAAUACAAAGCAUGGUGUCAUCUGCAUGCCGAUAUGGAAAGACAAGGAGUAUUACCUUCAAGCUGAAAAGAACUUCAGGUAUUACGAUCCCGAUCCUGCUCUUCGAGACUUUAAUACGACCUUUAGGCACGUUAAAGGCGGUGUAAAAGAAGUUAAGGGCGCCGGUAAAACCAUAAGCUUAUUUGAAUUUUAUAGCGGCCUGGUGAACCAAACAGGACCAAUUUACUAUGACGAUAGACCGGGCGGAAGAGAGAGGAGCAUGUGUGAACAGUCACUGAAUAGCGCACAACCGCAACCAAAAGGUAGCCAAUUUGUAUUUAAACAACCCCACACUACCCCCGAGGAAUACGCAUUGCUUAAUACGCUGGCAGACCUAUCUGAAUGGUUAUCUUCUGAACGUGGCGAAACAUGCUUUAUUAAAGUAACAAUAACAGGAAGUAGUGUCCUAUUUAUGGCGGCUAGCUACAAAAAGGAUGACCAAUCACAGAUUGGUGAAUAUGGUUUUCACCUCAGGAUGCCAAGGGUGGCUACUUCUGGAUCAGAUAAUAAAGUGGUUUGCCUUCAGUUCAGGUGCCCCAGAGCAAAUGAUCACACAGUUCUAGUUCUGACACCAAUCACUUCAGAAGCAACUUGCGUCUUAAACCAAACGGAUUCAGACUUGGUUAGUCCACAGUCAUCUUCUCAAAAAUGCCCUGGUUCCCUUCCCCCUACUAAAGGACAGGAAAAAUGGCUUUGUAUCCCUUGGUCGGACAGCGAAUUGUAUAGCACUUACAAAGGGCUUGACAAUAACGGUGAAGUUCGAUGCCUGAGAAGUAAUCAACGUUACCACGGCACAGACACUACAACAGAGGUACUCGCCACAGAGUUUUCUGUUAAAUAUGAUUGCAGGUCGAAUGAUGAUAGCUUUAAGAGCACCAUAAGAAUCUACAACUGGCCCAGAAUAAGAGAUAAAUGUUAUGUAAAAGUACUGGUCAUUGGAAGAAGAUCCGUGUUCAAGGUCGAGAGUUACAGAACAGACCAAAAUGGCCUGUUUGGAUACAGCACUGAUAUCACAAGGCCGACUAUUUUCAAUUCUUCAUUAUCAGCUGCUUGRCUUGAYUACAGGUGCGCACAGCCACCAGAAAAUACAUAUAUCGUAGUWAGGCCAYRURCAGCAGGUUGCCGUUUCUACAAAGCAGCAAGCGGUUUACGACCUUAUCAAAACCGUCUUUGCGGCUCCAGACAAUUUCCAAUUCCGCAAGGAGAAGAGCGUUCAAUAUGUGACGACCGACCAUUUUAUCACAACGGCAUCGAUGGCUUGUAUAAACCUUGGUAUGGAUCGUUUGGCACUGCACAGGGCAGCUGCCGAGCAGGACUGCGACCGUUCAGAUUUAUCGGGUCUAUGUUUUCUAGAGGCUACGCAUUAUAUUACGACUGUAGGUAUUAAAGUAUUGACUCAAAAAAAUGGCGAGCAUCAAACGGUGAUCAGCUUUGCCAGCACUCAGUUUCCGCAGGGAUUAAUUCCGGAUAAAAAAGCGCCACAGUUUGUACUCAUGGCUUAAGAAUUCGGUAUAAUUUCAAACUAAAAUUCGUCAACGACCUCUUAUUAAUACAUCUGUCAACUUGAGAAACCUCUUCUUGACAAAUUAUGCUUUAACCAAAUCUAGACCACUCUACGAAAUGGUCUAAAUUUGGGCUGAUGGAUAAAUGACAUAUGUCGCCUCUCCGAGUCUUUCAGAACCUCUAAGUGACCUUGCUAUAUCUAGCCUUAGCUUGCUAAGUGUCCUUAAGAUGGACAUCCUAAUAGGCCCUUUGCAGCUAAGCC